Cornus florida is the source of this 774-nucleotide messenger RNA. RefSeq lists its product as uncharacterized. Lineage: Eukaryota; Viridiplantae; Streptophyta; Magnoliopsida; Cornales; Cornaceae. The transcript is spliced from 2 exons. Gene Ontology annotation, molecular function: nucleic acid binding; zinc ion binding. The record is from RefSeq and is a predicted model, not a curated record. Bases 56 to 601 code for a protein of 181 amino acids.
UCCGGCAUAUACUACUUAUAUCCAGGUGGUUAAUGCCGCCUUACAGCACUGCCAGAUGAGGAGUGAUUACCGGAAGUCCAAGGGAGAUAAACGGACUAACCGAGACUACCAGACAGUGGAGAAAGGAAGCAGCAGUGGUGCCAAGUCCAAUGAUCGGGGCAGAUUUCAAGGACAUCAACCUUGGAAGAAAAACAAAGGAAACCUAGAUGUGCAGAGGGAUGGAGUCCCUAAUCAGGGUAGACAAGGUGGGAUACCUCAGACCGGACAGGAACAGUGGUCGGGAAGUCAACAGAGGAGGCAGGCAGGUCCUUUUACGGGACGUUGUUAUCACUGUAGAGAGAUUGGGCAUCCGGCCAAGAUGUGUCCCAAAGCUAAACAGGGACAGUAUGGGCAGCCGAGACCUAAUCAGCCGUUACCUCUACCGGCCCCACCGAUGCCACGUGGGCAAGUUCAGAAUUUUCCGGCACUUCCAGCACCACCAUUUCCUCUGGGACAACCUCCACAGCAGUUGCAUCAUGGCAGAGUUUAUAACUUCAUGCCACAUAAUGCGCAGGCUCCUCAGGUUAUUGAGGGAUACGGUCAGUAUCCGUUUCAAGGCUGAGGUUAGCAGUGUGGGACCAUCAUCCGAACUCAUCUACUCCUACGAUCCAGUGCAGGGUAGAAGUUUUAUGUAGUAUUUCAGUUUCAGUUUUUAUUUACUUUUGACGUUGAACUCUCAGGGUUAUAUUUAGGGAUCCCUGACGUAGGAUUUCCAAGUUGUAAUGAAGUACUGUA